Molecule: messenger RNA, 8074 nt
Organism: Syngnathus typhle (broad-nosed pipefish)
Lineage: Eukaryota; Metazoa; Chordata; Actinopteri; Syngnathiformes; Syngnathidae
Product: probable G-protein coupled receptor 21
Exons: 1
Coding region: 4323-5549 (408 amino acids)
Biological process (GO): G protein-coupled receptor signaling pathway
Cellular component (GO): membrane
Molecular function (GO): G protein-coupled receptor activity
Source: RefSeq, a predicted model, not a curated record
UUUUAAUAAUCAUAAUAAUCCUAAUGCUAAUAAUAAAAAUGGUAAUUUAAAGGAGCCACAAAUGUUGUUCUCCACUGCAUAGAAGAAAAAAAAAGGCCCCAGUGGUCUCUGGAGAGUAGUAAACCCCCUACAGUGUCUCAGGAAAAAAAAAUCCCAGGAUUUUUAUUUUGGGAAUAUUUCCCCAUAGUCCAACCAUGCAAUGUGUCUCCAAAAAUUCCCAAGUAAGGUGGUGCAAAAGCCCUUAAUUGGGCAUUUGUACAUUUUGCUUUGAGAUAAAAAAUCAGUAGCUUACUCCGACUUAGUCCCUCCCCCCCCACACACACACGACAAUAUGCCGAUGCUGCUUUAAGCUUUGCUGCAACUCUGUCGUCUGCUUAUGUAAAGGCAACAUCCCGGGGGCACGAGGCUGGUUCCCAGGUGGUGAAAAGAUGUUGGUCUUGCCUUUUUCCUCCACUUCCCCCAUCCCCCCCCACCCACUUCUCACCGCCUGACCACUGUGCCCCCCAAUCCCCAAGUCUUUUCCUCUGAAUCUCUUCAACUGCACCCACUUCCUGUCCAACAACAGUUUAUGCAGAUCGUUUCUAUGAACUUGAAAUGCUACGAAUGGAAUGUUAGCGUUCACUCUCAAUGCCAUAACAAUGAUGUGCAGUGCUACUGAUGCGAUAGCCACCGGACACAAUGUUGGAACGUGUUUUUAAAAGCAUUCCACCUUCGGAAAACACGUGCGGCUCGUCCAACAGACACUUUUCGAUUUAUUUAGUCUACCCAAAGCUUGUCUGGUUAGUCAGAAAUAGUAUGGAAAGUGCGUUCACCGAUCGGAAAACCUUUACAUUUGAACGCAGGUCAUACAAUUGAGGAAGAUUUUGGAAGCCUUGAUGAACAUGUUACAUUUCUUAUUAACAGUCACUUUGCAAUUGUUACUGUAAUUUACUUCUCAUGUAGUAAUUAUUGAAAUAUAGGCUCCGCCUCCCCCCUAAUUUGUGCAUGCCAUAGUCAUGUUCAAGCUUCUAAUUAGUUUUGUGCACAUAGUGUGUCCCUUUUGUGUCGAGUGCACAUUAUGUUCUAGCUAGCAGCUUUGCUGGUCUCAGCUUGUCUGAACAUGCUGUUCACGGGCAUUUCUGAUGAGCCCAUUGGAAAAGUGGUCACAAUUAAAAAUGUCACCUUUUCAUCUCCCAAUAAAACCCUGACACAAGGCCUGCCUGCUACGGAGGAACUCAAAGUACCAGAUUAUAUUUGAACGCUGACUCAUUAACAUUCCAGCUAGCUACCAAAAAAAAAAGCUCAACACAUUAGGCUAUAUUGUAGCCAUGAUUUUGGCAGCGCACUAGCCCAGCCAGUGGAAGAUUGUUCGAAUGAAGUUGUUAGAAAUAGAAAGUUACACUUAAGCUAGUACGUGUAAGGCCAACCUGUUCCAAUACUUUAUUGCACGAACAGCGAGAACGCUACGUUGCUCUCGGCAAGACAACAAGACCAUUGUGACUGACACUCAAGUUGCCAAUACCUAAGGGUACUCGGGAAUCAGUGCGCUUGUAUUGUUGCCACGUGUUGGGCCACGGGAACGCCAUUUUCCGAGAGGUAUCUGGCGUUUGAUAAAACACAAGUUCAAUGGAUGGUAAAAGAACUGAGGGCCUUUUGUGAACGACCCCAAAAAAAUAUGCAUGAUGUCUACCGCAUGGUGAUUAGAAAGUUUAAAAGUACCAUCUGUUUUUUUUCUCUUCGUUAGAUUAAAAAAAAAAAUCAUUUGGAUUUACUUAAUUGGUUGCUCAUAGUUAAAUGUGGUAGAUCAAUAUUAUUUUUUCCCUCAAAAAUAAAGAAAUGAUAACACAUUGUAAUCGUGUUACUCAAAAUGAAGCGUUUUUUUUCAGCGUGGCGUUAAUUGUUAAAGCACAAUGGAACAUUGAGAUGAGUUGAAUUCAUUCCGUAACCACGCUCGCACCUCAAAACACUCGUUAUCUCUAAUAAUCUUUUCCGAUUAAAAUAAAUGGAAACAAAUUUAAAUUUUUACAUUUUUUAAAUUUUAAAGAUUUAUCUUUAAAUCCCAGCAAAAGACACUUUUUUUGUCGGUCAGUUGCUCAUCGAUGCCUGGCGAGGCAUGAUGGGUAGUUUUAACUCAACUUAGCGCACUCGUGCUCAGCCCCGGUGUCAAGAUGUCACGCUGGCUCCUCUUCAUCAUUGUGACUGCACCCCAUCCUAAUUGCCAUUUUGUUCCGAGCAUCUCGGACUUGUUUCUCACCUUCCUCCCUUGGAUGAUGAGCUUUACUCCCUUGCCUCUCCCCGCUAUCUUCCCUUCCCUUUUCUCCUCACCGUCAUUUAUUUUUAGCUCCUCGUGCGAUGGGCAGAAGGGGUGCGUGAAAGCAAAGGAGUGUGUCUGGAUUUGCCGGGUGGGGUGUAGAGAGAAAGGUGCGGGCUGGUGCCAAUGUUUGGGUCUCCAAUCACGCGACGGCAAAUUGCUCUGCACGAGACAAACUCUUUAGCCUCCGCAAAGUCAUUAGAGUGAGGAUGUGGAUCAUCUCGCGUUUGGCUAUUAAUAUCCGAUGAGGCGUCUAAUUUUAGCGCGGGGUUCUGCCUAAUUAGAUGGAAUCAUAACAUCCAGCACCGGUUCAUUACGAUGUUUAGGAAGCGCUGACCGGUUCUUUCGAGUUUAUAAUGAACACUUGUCUGCCAGGAGAGAGAUGACGCUUUCAAAAAUUGUCUUCUGCGACAUCUGCAAUUCCGUUAAAGGAAUUUAUGCUAUCUAGCUACAGAUUUCAUAUGUUUGUGCCAUUUGUUUCUCAACUUUCAAAGCAAAACAAAAGGCAUCAAUAACACGAACCAACUGCAUGAUUUUUAUUUUCCACAUAGCAUUGUUGUCAUGUUUUUUUUUUUUUUUGCUCCAUUGCGGCUGUAUUUGCUACCUGCCAAAUAGUAUUCGGUGCAGCUGAUCGAUGGACUGAGUGUUUGGUGAUUUAGCAAGCCGCGGUGUGUUUCCAGAAUAUUCAAUUCCUUUUCUCUGAACCCGAUGAACUCAUACAAGAAUGAUUUUGUCCUUCUAGCGAACAACAGAAAAAUUAAGUCGUGAGGAAUUAUCCCUUGCGCUAUUGUUCACGGUGUUAAUUAACACAACCCGAGGCUGUGAAAUGGAAUCACUCGUGUUGCACUUUCAUGACCUGUAGAAUUCUCUCGCUCCGGUUCUGUUAUCUACAUUUUUGGGUGAACGAGCACAAUGCCAGUUACAGAUACUUCAUUUUCCCUCGGCGAUAGUUGGCACGAUACUUUGACACGUUGGCAAAUCCGGUUUUUGUUGACAAUUUUUCUGUCAUUGUGUUAAAUGAAAUUUUAUAGAUCAAAACUACUGAGAUUGAAAACUCAUAUGAGGUAUUCAAAAUCAGUUAUUUGGGUACAGUUCAAAUAUAUCGUCAGACACGAAGAGGUAAACAUCUCUGUGUUGAACAGUCGCAAGAAUAAUCUGACUGCUCACAUGAGAGCAGAAAAAAAAAUGGUUGGCAGGGCGGGCCGGAGAAAGUGUGGGAUGGAGGCAGCCGCAUGUUUCUACUCUUGAUGAUUGGUUUGAGCCACUUUGAAGGGGCGGGACUUUUGCCACUGCUUCUCCAGCGAGGGAGAGCCAAAGAGAGAGGGAGAGCGACGGUUGGAGGGAGACUGGGAGUAAGAAAGAGACUGUUACUAAAGGAGGAUAAAUCAUCACCAAGAGGAGGAGGAGGAGGAGGAGGAAGAGGGUUCGUCCAGCAUCGGUAUGCCUGCCCACCUCGUUCCCCCUUCAGAUAUUGUUGCCGCUCCUCCUUAUAGAAAUAACAGCUGAGGUGCGGAGGUGUGUUUAAGCGUCCGUGUGUGCGAUCAGGCUUUUUCAACAUCGCUCAUAACACCGCUUGCCUUUCAGCGGUUAACUUUGGCAAAAGACGAGACGGAAACUUGGGGUGGAAAGAGCCGGGGGAAUACGGAAGUUUGCCGGCAAUAAGAGAGCGUCGUUGAUGACCGCUUUGUUUUUUUCAGCAUGUUACAAAGAAAGAUUUUUUUACCGGGAGCUGUUUUGGGGGUUUUGUGGACUACAAAAAUAUAAGAGGGACUCCUGUCGCUGUCCCAUAUGCUGCCGACUGGAUUAUUUCUUCAACAGAGGAAAGCAAGCGACAUUUUGUGCUAAUUUGCCUCAGAGGGCUUCAUCGCCUCCUUUCCAUCCCUCUUGCAUUUGAAAUGAAGUGGCAGAUUAACGGAAUCGAGACAUGGAGCAUUUGGUUUAGAUUGAAACUACAUUGCAGUUAGUUUCAAGGACCUGCCCAAACAGUCCUUGGGUUCAAGCUCGGACCCCGAGAGACGUCCUUCUGCCCGAGAUGAUGAAUUCCUACCUGGAUCCACUCAACCAGAGCUCCGCUGACCUGUCAAACUACUCCGCUCCCUUUUGCCUGCUUGAGAUAAGCUACUCCAAAAUUAUCACCACCUGCCUGCUUGAAGUCUCCAUUAUCCUCCUCCUCACCGUUCUGAUUAUUUCGGGCAACCUGGUGGUCAUUUUUGUUUUCCACUGCGCCCCUUUGCUGAGCCAGCACACCACCAGCGCCUUCAUCCAGACCAUGGCAUACGCCGAUUUGCUCGUCGGUGUCAGCUGCCUCUUCCCCUCCUUGUCUUUACUUCAUCACCUCCAAGGACUCGACCCCAAACUCACCUGCCAGGUGUUUGGCUACCUGGUGUCUGUUUUGAAGUCUGUCUCCAUGGCGUCGUUAGCAUGCGUGAGCGUGGACCGCUACAUCGCCAUCACGCAACCCCUGACCUACGCGACCGUGGUAACGCCGUGUCGAGUGCGUUGCUGCAUCGUCCUCAUAUGGUUGUACUCCGCAUUGAUCUUCCUCCCGUCAUUCCUGGGUUGGGGAAAGCCCGGUUACCACGGCGAUGUCGUGGAGUGGUGCGCUGUCGAGUGGAGAACCCAACGGGCCUUCACAACCUUCAUCGUCGUCCUUCUCUACGCACCCGCCGCUCUCACCGUCUGCUUCACUUACGUCAACAUCUUCAAAAUCUGCCGGCAGCACACUCGGGAGAUCAGCGAGCGGCACGCACGUUACCGACCCCAACCCAAUCAAGACCCCGGUUUGAUAUCUGGAUCUCUGGACAAAGACAACGGCGAGCUUGAGCAAAAGCAAUCGCCCGGCUUGUUCAAACCUCAGAAACACCAGCAUCACUAUCAACAACCGACUUACCCGGACAAACGGUACGCCAUGGUGCUGUUCCGCAUCACCAGCGUCUUCUACAUCCUCUGGUUGCCCUACAUCAUUUACUUUCUGUUGGAGAGCGGCGGAUUCUACCACCACCCCGCAGCGUCUUUCCUCACCACUUGGCUGGCCAUCAGCAACAGCUUCUGCAACUGUCUCAUCUACAGCCUCUCCAACUCCGCCUUCAGGAAGGGCCUCAAGCGACUCUGCUCGUACUGUUUCCAACGAGGCGGCCGCGGCUUCAGCGUCCGGAAACCCAAAAAGGCUUUCAUCGGUUCUGUCGAACAGGGAUGUGCUGGGACAGCCUACGGAUCCGGUCACGAAGACGUCGGAAUCGGCACAACCUGUCACGUGUAGCCGGACAGCCUUGCAAUUUGGCAUCGAAACCACUCGGAAAAAAAGUCUUUUAACGAUCCCACGAAGAAAUGAAGGGGGUCGUCAUUGUGCCACAGCUGUUUCCUUCGCAUUUGGAGGUCACACAGAUGUCCUCUGUGAUCACGCCACAGCUGGCAGCAGGAGGGAGCCUAGAGUGAAGCGCUGAAGGAUAAACUCACCCUGCAAGGUGUCAUUCAUUCAAGGAAGAGACAGUAGUGAGAGAUGGAUGCGAAUCUAGAGCAGGUCGAACCUUUGGUCGCGUGUAUCUAACUUAUUUUGUCGGUCCAGAUCACAAACAAUAUAGCGAACUGAGCAUUUAUGUAAUUUGAAGUUCUUUGAGGUGUUCCUGCCACUCCUUCUGUCCUUAGAAUAAUCCAAUUGUGUGUACAUUGUCAAUGACUGACAAGCAGUAGAAAAGUAAAAUCAGUUUUAUAUCAAUUUUCUAUUGGUUUGGACAAAAUAUUCAGUCUUGAUGAAAUUUCAACAAAUUUCUAAUGAAUGACCACGAAAGGCUUCGACUGUUAGCCAAACUGCUGUUUAUUUUUGAAAUCCCUUUUCUCAGUUUUCAACCCCAAUUUUCUCUCCUGUCUUAUUCAUUUCCUCGCACGGAUUUAUUUGCCGUGCAAAAAAAAAGAAAAAAACAAGAGUGGAUGUUUUCACACUAAAUGUACGCUGAUAACUGGUACAGCAUUAAUAAUCUGGUACAUCUUCCGCCUGAGGACGUCGGUCUGAUGACACGCUGUGUGUUCCGCCGUAGCUGAAUCUUCACGUUCCUAAUAUGAAAAACUGCCUUCUUGUUAGUUUGAUGCAGUAUUGUGAUGGCUGUAAUGUACCUGUGCGUUUGCACAAAACCUUGAGCAAAACUCACAAGAACAAAACAAAGAGACCGUUCUCUCCGGCUUUUGAAAGGAAAGCGACCCCUGAGACUCGCAUGUAUCCGUGUGCAUGCGUGAAUUGUAUGUUCCCCAUCAUCAUUUGACUUUUCGGAGCUCGCUGGAACUUGACAUUCAGAACGCUGAAUAGAUCCAUUGUACGAGUACAAACCGUGGAAAGAUAUAUAGCUUUAUAUACCGUACCUAAUGUUGUAUACCAAAGACAGAUUUUUUUUUUUUUAUUGGUAUCCACUAUGGGGACUUGUAAAUAUUUGAGGGGGUUCUACACUUUUAGUGUAGAUGGUCAAGACUGUGAAGUUGUUGCCUUGAGAGUGGGAUCGCGUUACCUUUACAGACAAGAGGGCUCCGUUUUGUAGACAUGUGACUGUUAGACCGAAAAAGACUCGGCUGUCAAUUUUCCGUUUGCAAAAAGCAGCCAGCCAAGAAAGGUUCAUUUGCUGUACAUUGUAUUUAGCUUGUCACACUCGCAUGGUUUCAUUUCAUGGUGUUCUUCUGGCUUUUGUGUCGGUGACUCAGCUCGGGGUAUAACUAGAACGCGACCAAUGGCUGAGCAAGACUGUUAAUUAAAGCAAGGCGAGGUUUCACCUUGGGUUACUGGACUCACUCCCACACGAGGAUAUUUGAAGUGUUUUUUUGUGGGUGUACGGUUUUGUAAUUAUGCGCCAUGGUGAUAGAUUCACGUGAUGUCUUACGAAAUGCUGUCGUUUGUGAAGCGGUGCCAAAUAUGAUAAUCGUUUGUUACUACCUUCUGUCGUCACCUCAUUGUCGGUGUAAAGAAACGGCAUAUUGAAUGUGUGUGUUUUAUUUCAUUGUGAAGACAUAAACGAGGCAGAACCGAACUGCCAUUUUAUUUAUUACGAAAGUGCAUCUUUCCCUUGGCGGGUUUUAUCGAGGCGAUCCUACUGUAACAUUAUUUUUUUUUUUUAAUCUUGAAAAGAUUGUCAGAUUUUAAUCUACACAAAUGAUACCAUUUUUCUUUCAAGAAAAUUCAAGGUCAGAUGACGGGUGUUGCUGCUACCAACAAAUUUUAUGUGCACUACUUUCUGGAUUGUUUGUUGGUCAGGAAGCAAAUGGAGUCAAUAUUAUAUAUAUAUCUGUACAUACAGCAUGACUCCUUCUAAAUAAAAGCCUCAAGAGAUACUAUCAUUCAAUUAUUACAUUCAAUCCCAGUGCAAAUACUUUAAGAGGUUGUGCAACCUUAAUCAAUUCACUUUGAACCAAUUUAACACACAUGGAAAGCCGGAGACAGCCAUUUUCUUAUCUGUCUUCCAAUCUCUGAGUUUGCUUUGUGCUUAUUUUAGAAUCUAAAUAGGACCCACCAGUACGAAGCUAAUUGUACACUCAUGACCAAGCUUUUGUGAGCAGCUGACUUUUUCGCUCUCAAAAACAUACAAGAGUCCAGUCUGACCAAAAUAAGUCAAGUCGUGUUAGUUUGAUAUUGAUAGAUGAAGAAUGUUGUGAUCAAAUGUAUUUUUGCUGAAACCCUUUUGACCAAUAGCAAAAGACUUUAUGAUGCUCUGUAGGUGGCUAACCUACAUGUACUGUAUCUUGUAUUGUAACUUUGUACAUGUUGUGCAUCAGUGCUGAGAAAAUAAAUGUCAUUUGAUCUCUGUG